Molecule: messenger RNA, 849 nt
Organism: Phytomonas sp. Hart1
Lineage: Eukaryota; Euglenozoa; Kinetoplastea; Trypanosomatida; Trypanosomatidae
Source: the annotation of a GenBank genome assembly
AUGUAUUCAUCGACUAAUGAACGCAUUAAGUGGUCUUCAAGUCGAUGUGUGGAUUUUGAUUGUUCAAAUAUGUCAAAGGCGAAAGUCAUAAAAACAUUUGGUCUAUCAAUUAAAAAUUCUAUUCAUACCGUACCCAGCACAGAUGUGUUUAAUCCCCAUCGUUUGGGCAGUACACUGGCUGGUAUGUCAUCGUCAACUGCUUCCAUCAUUACUUUCAACCGCACGACUGGCCACUUGUUCGCGAGGACAACUGAAGCUGAUAAGAAAGCUAAUAAGCAUUCCUCGAAUACAAUAGCGAGGAUAAAGGACACCCAUUCAUUUUUCUCAACACCGGCUUCAAUAAACCUUUUGAUGGCGACCGACCUCACGUUUCCCAACACAAUGGCUAAAUCGGAACUACAACUUAAGUCUCAUCUUAAAUGUUGUAAAUUCAAUUCGAAGGGAAAUGAGGAAAUACCGAAAGCUUCUACAGAAAGUAAGGAAUCUGAUGAUGAAUGUGAUACUACGGGAGAUAACGAAAGGCAAGAAGCUCAGAUUAACCUGGAAGAGCAUGGCACACACACCUAUUCCUUUUCCGUCACGCGAUGCAUGGAGGAGGCUUCUCAGAAGAAAUCUUCUGAAGGAGCUAUUUCAGAAAGGGAUGUCAAUGCAUAUUCCCCCAAUGUCGAUUCUAGCGUCUCUAGCACUCGAAAAUCCGAGGAGCCCUGUGGGGGAUGCCCGAUACCUUUUAAUCCCAACUGCAUUUCCUACCUGGAGGAUUUUGUCGAGGAAAAGCGAACUCCAGAGAUAACGCGGAUCAUGAAUGAAGCUUCACAUUUGACCGUAUGCGAAAUGCUUGGCAACUUAUGA